Molecule: messenger RNA, 898 nt
Organism: Dissoconium aciculare CBS 342.82
Lineage: Eukaryota; Fungi; Ascomycota; Dothideomycetes; Mycosphaerellales; Dissoconiaceae
Product: membrane-associated proteins in eicosanoid and glutathione metabolism
Exons: 6
Coding region: 134-601 (155 amino acids)
Cellular component (GO): nuclear envelope; membrane; endoplasmic reticulum
Molecular function (GO): glutathione peroxidase activity; glutathione transferase activity
Source: RefSeq, a predicted model, not a curated record
UGCUGGUGGAAGAACCGUUCCAUCGCAUAUAAAGUCACCACGUUAUCGUCGCAUUGAUCGUGAACCAUCGAAUCGACAUCAAGCUUGCCUUCAAUACGAUCACUCUUCUGAAGAUCCCGAAAUCGACUUCACCAUGUCUCUCGCAAUCAUCGUCCCCAAGGAAUACGGCUAUGUCGUCGCCGUGACCAGCGCGACUUUCUUCGUCGCAUUCUGGCACGGUAUCCGAGGCAGCAUGUAUCGCCGCAACGCCAAGGUCCCAUACCCCAAGCCAUACGCCGACUCCGGUGACCACUCCGCCGCCGAUGCGGAGACCAAGAAGGCCCAGUAUCUGUGGAACUGCGCUCAGCGGGCUCACGGCAACUACCUCGAGGUUCAGCCUUCCGUCGCUCUGUCUCUGCUCAUCUCGGGCGUGCAGUACCCCGUCACCACUGCUGCCUUGGGCUCCGUAUGGAUUGUCGGACGUAUCAUCUACGCUAUUGGAUACACCAGCCCUACUGCUGAGAAGGGCAAGGGCCGUGUUGCUGGCUAUGUCAUUGCCGCUCUGCCUCAACUUGGCCUCUGGGGUCUGUCCGCUUGGUCCGGAAUCAAGCUGGUUCUCUAGAUGGAAGACUCUUCGCCAAAUCCGGAAAUCCGGCCAAGACGGGUUGAUUAAAAAAAGAUUGCAGACAGAAUGUACAAAAGUACAGUAUUUUCAGCAGACCAUGAAUCUCGAUUGAUCCGCGCAGAAAAAACGACGCCGUCAGGCGGCUUGCGCUGCUACGAUGCUCCUGUCCGUUUAUACUUGCCCAAAAUGCUCACAGAUGCCUCUAGACCGCCGUCAUGUUAUGACGAAUUUGAAACCACCUUUGAUUCCUCUGGUCAUGUUUCCUCUUCGAAAUGACCGGAUUGAGGCCACACC